GAGGGGGGCGGCGGCGGCGGCAUCCUGGGCGGCGUGAAGAAGGGCGUGAGGCAGAUCCUCGGAAAGGCCAAGAAGGAAGGUGCGUCGGACCCAACGGCCGGAGGGCUGACCGGGAAGGGACCGCACGCAUGCGGCGGCCGGGCGGCUGCCAUGGAGAACGGCUGCGGCGCCGGCGCCGGCGCUGGCGGCGGCGCGUGCGGCUGCGUCGCCGCGCGAGGCGCCGCCGGUGCCGGCACCCUGCCAGGGUCUUCUUGGGCGCCGGGCGCUGCCGCCCAGACCAGCCCGCCAGCCCCGGGCGUUGAGGCAGCCCGGACCGCUGUCCUUCCCAGCACCCCGCCGGCUAGGCCCGAGCCGGCUGCCGCCGCUGCCGCUGCCGCCGCGCCAGCUGCUGGGGACGCCCCAGCAGCGCCGGCACUGGCGCGCGCUCUUUGGGCCCUUGCCGCUGGCCAGUGGGCGGCGGCGGCGGCGCUGGGCGCCCUGGCGCUUUAUGUGUGGCAAGCCGCGCCGGCUCUGGAGGCAGCGGCCGCGGCCGGCGCGGCAGCGUUUGAUUGCCAGCUGCCCUUCGCAUGA
Molecule: messenger RNA, 570 nt
Organism: Monoraphidium neglectum
Lineage: Eukaryota; Viridiplantae; Chlorophyta; Chlorophyceae; Sphaeropleales; Selenastraceae
Exons: 1
Source: RefSeq, a predicted model, not a curated record